ACUACUAUAAAGAACCAGGAUGACGAGCUGUGGUUUAGUCUUGCAGACAAAGACUGGCUGUGCACUGAGGAGAGCAUAAACAUUUAGACAGAAUGUUUUUCUUUGCCUUCUUGACUCUUCUCGCAACCUGUGCUGCGACUGAAUUCCUGCCCCUGUACUCGUACUCUACAUCAGUGGGGUCGGGCAGCGGCAGCUCAUACUCCAUAACCGGCCAGGGAAGAAUCACUGCCGUCAGAGUCUGGGAGUACUAUUAUGGCCACAUAUAUGGCGUCCAGUUCAGAUAUGGAUACUCGUGGUCUAGCGUUGCUGGCUACAUAUAUGGAGCCCCCCUGGAAAUGGAGCUGUACGACGGUGAAGCCAUCAUCCAGAUUUCUGGAAAGUACGCUCACUACCUGCAGUCCAUAAUUUUCGUCACAAACCGAGGUCGCUCCCUGCAAGCCGGGCAGCCUUCAGGCUCUUCCUUCAACAUGUACCCCGAACACGAGGGGACGGAGCUGGUCUUCAUCAGCGGACAGGUGCACGGAGGCCUCACCGGUCUGGGAGCCCACUGGGCGGUGGUGGAUCCCACCUUCAACACCACUGCAGCACACUAAGUCGCAAACUUUUAAAAUUUUUGGAUUUAAUCCAAGAGAUGGCCUUUAACCUUGUGUGGAGAUGAUUUUUAUUCAGAUAUAUACUCACGUAAAAAUGUAAAAAGAAUCAGUAAUUUCUUAGCUCCAUUUUGUCCCAAAAUGUAAAGCGUGGUUGUUUGAAUAAAUUGUAAAAAGUG
Molecule: messenger RNA, 769 nt
Organism: Oryzias latipes (Japanese medaka)
Lineage: Eukaryota; Metazoa; Chordata; Actinopteri; Beloniformes; Adrianichthyidae
Product: zymogen granule membrane protein 16
Source: RefSeq, a predicted model, not a curated record